Olea europaea var. sylvestris is the source of this 2333-nucleotide messenger RNA. Its product is annotated as cleavage stimulating factor 64-like. NCBI's taxonomy places the organism in Eukaryota, Viridiplantae, Streptophyta, Magnoliopsida, Lamiales, Oleaceae. Gene Ontology annotation, cellular component: mRNA cleavage and polyadenylation specificity factor complex. The coding region runs from base 482 to 1498 and encodes 338 amino acids. The record is from RefSeq and is a predicted model, not a curated record. Gene Ontology annotation, molecular function: mRNA binding. The transcript has 12 exons.
UUCAAAGACUAGCCGUUUUCUAAACAAAGAAGAUUUUUUCCAAAGAAAUUCAAAAAUGUCUUCUUCUUCCAGGUUUGAUCUCUACAUUUUGUUCUUUAUUUUUCAAAAAUAGAUGAGGAAAAAAUAAAUAGGGGGAGACGAUGGGUUCACAAGAUAGCCGAACUGGAUAUUGUCCAGCCCCACAAUCCAGUUCGAAUCGGAGGUCCAAAACAUCGGGCGCCAACAAUACUCUGUAUCAGUAUCUGUAUCUCUACUUUGCGGCUGUAAAUAAAUAAUUAAUUUGGGCGAUAAAGAAACGUUUUCGCCAUUUUUUUUCAUACUCGUGGUUUCUUGAUUAUACAUACAGAAGCCCUAACCCAAUCUCUGCGUGGAAUGAUAAUUAUUUUGAAUUUUUUUCCUCGGAAAUAAUAAUGAAAAGAAGAAGAUGAAGCCGAAUUCCUACAUCUGCUUCACCUUAUUUUGAUAGAAUGUUUUCCGUUACAUGGCCAGUUCUCAAUCUCAGCAUCGCAGCGUUUUUGUUGGGAAUAUACCGUAUGAUGCCACUGAAGAACAACUCAUUCAAAUUUGUGAGGAGGUUGGCCCCGUUGUUUCAUUCAGAUUAGUUAUUGAUAGAGAAACUGGGAAGCCGAAGGGCUAUGGGUUCUGUGAAUAUAAGGACGAGAAGACAGCACUUAGCGCUCGUCGUAAUCUUCAAAGAUAUGAGAUAAAUGGGAAGCAGCGACGCGUUGAUUUUGCUGAGAUUGACAAGAAUGCUGACCGAAGUCGUGAACAGGGUCGGGGUGGUCCUGGAAUGGUCACAAAUGUUGAUCCACAAAAACAAUUUGGGGGCCCAGCAGUCCUCGUUGAUCUUAGUUUUCAUCAGCCAUUAGGUGACUCAGUAGCAGCUGCUGCUGCAACUGUCAUGGCAGGAGCUCUUGGAGCUGCUCAGACUACUAGCACAUCAAACCAGAUUGAUUUGCAAAGUCAGCCAGUGUUGGGCACUGAUCCUUUAACUCUUCAUUUGGCGAAAAUGUCAAGGAGUCAGUUGACUGAAAUUAUAUCCGAGAUGAGGGAAAUGGCUACACAAAAUAAGGAGCAAGCACGACAGCUGUUACUUGCCAGCCCAAACUUGUCUAAAGCCCUUCUCCAGGCCCAGAUAAUGCUAGGGAAUGGUGCCCCCACAAAUGUUGCGGAUGCCAAAUAUUCUGCAAUUUUCUCCACAGCGAGCACUGUUUUCACUACAGAGUGGUCAACAUGCUAUUACUCAAGCUCUCCCUGGACUUCCCCCACUUCCACAGAACAAGAUGCAUCUGAAUUUGUCCCGUGCACAGGAAAAUCAAGUCUCUUCUGCCCAUCUAAACCAGUAUUCAGUACUCUCACAAUUUCCUACACAAUCUCAGUUUCAACGUCCACAGCUAGCCCAAAACCAAGUUCUACUACAAGGCCAACUCCCCAAACAGUCUGGAAGUGCUGGAUUUCCCUCUGUGAGUCCACAGGAAAUGGGAAAUUUGUCAGUUAAACCACAUAUUCAGCCAGCAACUUCCUCUGCCUUGAUCCAGAGUGUGCAAACUCCUAUGUUACAACAUCAAGGUUCGAUUCCAUCUACUAGCUCAGGUAUACUGGGCAGAUGAUCACUCCAAAUGCAACCAUUAAACCUUCCUCACAGACGCCUUUUCAAUUCCCAGCUCAAGGGUUCCAUGGCAUGAAUCCCAAUUCAAAUGAUAUAUUGGAGUUCGGUUGAGGUUUUGAAAUUUCAACAUUGAGCAAAAUGGUCUUGCCUUCAUUGGCAAGCUUUUAUGCUCUCAUUUAAUGCACAACAGCCAAACUCCUCAGUAUUAUCUGGCAUGUGGGACAAUAUGGAUUUGAUAGGGAAUAGGAUAGACCAAACGAACCAUUCAUCGAAGUUGGCUACACCUGUACAUGGAGCAACCCCAAUUUUUGACAAUUCUAGAAAACAAGAUCCCAGAUCAGAAGGAAAUUCCAACUCCCAGAAGCAGGAUGCUGAGAUGCAGGUUCCUUCUGAGAUGGAAUCUGCUUUACUUCAGCAAGUGUUGAGUCUAACACCAGAGCAGUUAAGUUCCCUCCCACCAGAACGGCAACAAGAAGUUAUUCAGCUCCAACAGAUGCUUCGUCAGGCUUCAUAAUUCUAAGUUCCACAGGGGAAGACAGUGUAUUCUUGAAACAAUAUUUCAGUGUCAAGUGUCAACUGAUUGUUUACAUCUCUAGUCUAGGUUUCUAUAGGCUGCAGUGUCAUUACAUUCUUGUAAUAUUUAUAAGUUUUGAUUCGAAGAUGAAUGAAAUGCAGAAAAUUUUGCCCUUGUUAAUGAUAUCUGAACUAUGGUUCCCUUUCUUCA